AAUUCAGCACUUUACGUGGAUAGUGAGUCACUGGUUCGGGCCCUUCAAGAGCUGCCUCUCUCACUCCGACUCAAUGUUGCUGCUGAGUUGAUCCAGGCUACAGUUCCUUUAGAGCUUCCUCAGGUGAAACCGAAGAGAAAUGAUGACAGCAAGGGACCAGGGAUGCAGUUAAAGGGACCCUUGAGGCUUGGAGGAAGAGGGCCCAUCUCUGAGCUGAAAUCUGCUGCUGCUGGUUGCUCUGUGUCCAUGGGCAAAGACAGCCCUAGACCAGGUCCUUCAAGGGGUUCUCAUAAACCCACUUCCCCACUGCAGUCAGCAGCAGACCAUUUGGAAGAAGAACUAGAUCUCUUGCUUAAUUUAGAUGCGCCUGUAAAAGAGGGCGAUAACAUCUUACCAGAUCAGCCAUCUCAGGACCUCAAAUCUGAGAAAGAUGGGGAGGUGGCCCAAGAGGAAAAAGUUCCUGCAAAACCAUCUGUGACUGAAGAAAAGAACAUGGAAUCUGAGCAACCAAGUGUAUCAAAGAAUGUUACUGAGGAAGAGCUGGAAGACUGGUUGGACAGCAUGAUUUCCUAAAAAAAAAAAAAAAAAGUGCCUGAAGCAAAUUUUUGUUGCUUUCUAAGUAAAGGUGGACACAAAGCUGUCCUUCAGAACAGCUAGUUUACAAGCAUGCCCUAAACCAGUGUGUUCCAUCAUGCUUACAGCAGUAAAUGCCUACCUCUGUGUUUGACAAUAUUUGAAAGAAACAUUUUAGAGGCUUGUUGGAUUUUUUUUUUCCGGCUUAGUACUCUAAUAGAUUUCCUUAAGGGGAGGGGAUGUUAGGCACUUGUUUCCAGUAUCCUUCCUUGCCAUGUUUACAGCAUAGUAGGUGCUGCUGAUUAAGAGAUAGAUGGAAGCAAGGCAUGCAUUUGGCCAAAAUUAAAAAAACACACACACACAAAAACAAACACUGGCCUUUGAAUUUUUUUUUCUUUCUUGUGUGGGGCCUUAGGCUGUGUGUCUCAUGUGUGUCAGUGUGAUUGCAGAAUCAACCCAAACUGGUGCAUUCCAAGAGGCCAGACCAUGGAUUGGUGUUAUUUUAUUGCAGUGGGCACUUCAUUUUAUUUAUUUGAGAAGAUUCAUUUAA
Molecule: messenger RNA, 1123 nt
Organism: Galeopterus variegatus (Sunda flying lemur)
Lineage: Eukaryota; Metazoa; Chordata; Mammalia; Dermoptera; Cynocephalidae
Gene: AVEN
Product: apoptosis, caspase activation inhibitor
Exons: 3
Biological process (GO): negative regulation of G2/M transition of mitotic cell cycle
Source: RefSeq, a predicted model, not a curated record